This is a messenger RNA of Botrytis cinerea B05.10, 846 nucleotides long. RefSeq lists its product as hypothetical. Lineage: Eukaryota; Fungi; Ascomycota; Leotiomycetes; Helotiales; Sclerotiniaceae. The coding region runs from base 181 to 576 and encodes 131 amino acids. The record is from RefSeq and is a predicted model, not a curated record. The transcript has a single exon.
GGUAUAGCCGCCAUUGGAUAUUUUGCACCAACUGCAAAGUUCUAUGGUCCCUUUCGCUUCGGGUAUUUACAAUGCUCGGAUCAGAUCUCUCGAUUUUAUAAACUCCUCGACUGGUGGUGCUGUGUUGCACUCUUCCUAUUUCCUUACCUGACAUCUUUCCAUCCGGAUAUUUUCUACUUAAUGGUCCUGCCAAUUCUUAGUCUCAGUCUCAUGGCUAUGUUAGUAGCUGCCCAGGCAAAGGUCCGCGAGUGCGAUAACGCUCGAAAGCAAGAUAUAUCUGCACGUGCUAUUGCUGAAAAAUACGCAAAAGCUGCGAGCGACGCGGUAGUGAGCAUCGAUAUAAAUUUGAAAGUAUCUCUAGAUGAGUCUCUAGCAGUAGUGGCUGCGGCAGAGAGGGCACGAAUAUUCGCGGAUCAAGCUAUCACUUCUGCUACGUAUGGGGAGAUGGCGACAGCGAUAGAAACCGCAGCUUCUGUAAGAACGGAGGCUUCCGCUGCUGAGCUUUCGGCAGAGAGAAGUCGAAGAGCCAUGGAUACAUCCCGGGCAAUCCUUCUCGGAUGGCUACAAGGAAAGUAAAUUUGGAAAUCGGGAGGGGAUUCUUUUGUACGUAUACAGUUACGAUUGGGAAUAAUACCGGAUAGAGGUCAGGCAGUUAUCGACAUAGUGUCCGAGGCUAGUCGUAUUGAAUUGUAAAUAACUUAUAUGGGUAGAAUUUGUCUGAAUCGUUUGAAACCGAUAUCAUCAGGUUUCAUCAGAUCAAUCAUGGUGCCGUGAUUGAUUGAAUGAUGAUCUGAUUUGUCGAGCACGUGAUUCAAUAUCAAUCCUCAAAAAUUUUACCGAUACUUA